GAGCCCUGUAUUUCCUUCUCUUGUCAUCGAAGAAAGGUAUAAUAUAUGGAAAAUAUGCAUCUAAGGCGAGUACGAACCAUGCCCCGACACAGCCAGUCGCUGAGCAUGGCCCCCUACUCCGUGAGCCUUGUGGAACAGCUAGAAGACAGGAUCCUCUGCCACGAGAAGACCACCGCUGCCCUGGUGGAGCAUGCCUUCCGGAUUAAGGAUGACAUCGUCAACAGUUUGCAGAAAAUGCAAAACAAAGGGGGAGGCGAUCGUUUGGCGAGGCUGUUCUUGGAGGAGCACAUCCGAAACAUAACCGCCAUCGUGAAGCAGCUGAACAGGGACAUCGAGGUCCUGCAGGAGCAGAUCCGCGCCAGGGACAACAUUAGCUACGGAACUAAUUCUGCCUUAAAGACCCUGGAGAUGCGGCAAAUGUCCGGUCUGGGGGAUCUCCGCGGAAGAGUGGCCAGAUGUGAUGCUAGCAUAGCCAGACUCUCUGCAGAGCACAAAACGACCUACGAGGGGCUCCAGCACUUGAACAAAGAACAGCAAGCGGCCAAGCUGAUACUGGAAACAAAAAUCAAAGAUGCAGAAGGACAGAUUUCUCAGCUUUUGAACAGAGUGGAUUUGUCUAUAUCAGAGCAGAGCACCAAACUGAAGAUGUCCCACAGAGACAGUAACCACCAGCUUCAGCUUUUAGAUACUAAAUUUAAAGGUACAGUCGAGGAGCUCAGUAAUCAGAUUUUGUCUGCACGGAGCUGGAUGCAGCAGGAACAAGAACGGAUAGAAAAAGAACUUUUACAGAAAAUUGACCAGCUUUCCUUGGCGCUUAAGGAAAACAGUGUAGCCAGUGAAAGGGACACGGAGAGGCUCAACCAGUUGUCAACCAGACUAGACAAGCUGGAGGAGACUCAGAAGAAGAGUCUGGAAGGACCGCGAACCAAGCCAGAGGAGGACAAGGUGCAUGGGCGGAUCAGCCAGCUGGAGCUGCAGAUGCAGGAGGGCAUGCAGGAGAUAAAAGCAGAAGUCAAUGCCGGGUUUACAGCCAUCUACGAAAGCAUAGGAUCCCUCAGGCAAGUGCUUGAGGCCAAGAUGAAGCUGGACAGGGACCAGCUGCAGAAGCAAAUCCAACAGAUGCAGAAGCCGGAAGCCCCCCUGUGACCGGCCUGGGACCUGGAUGUAGAAGGUGUUGCCUGGGACUGGGAGCCCGGGCCUCUGAGGCCAGGCCUGGUGCAUUCAGGACCGCCCCCGGGUGUGCAUGUGCCAGGAGACGUGUUUUCAUGGGUCUAAAUGUUUACCUUGAGUCUUGAAAACACUCUUAGCAUAUUAAAUACAGUUUUUAACCACUUUAUUUUACUUCUCUAAAUUCAGUGGACAUCCCUACCCUUUGAAAGGCUUUUAUCCUCUUCAUUUUAUGAAUGAAAAGACAAUUUUUUUCAAUCCUGGAUGGUCUAACCAAGACUAUUUAAUAUUUUGAAAAACAUGAUGGUGAUUUUUUAAAAUUAAGAAACUAAUGAGUUGUCACUGGAAUGUGUUGUCCCAAUAGAUUAGAAUUCAACCUUUGAGUCCACAUCUGGGUUUUAGUACUGUUAUUUGUGUGUUUCUUAUAUUGGUUAUCUUCCUGUCAAUCUUCUGUCUUUUCUAAGGGGAAGAGAUUUAACACUUGAGGAAAAAAACCCUGCCAUUUCUAUAAUGAAAAUAGACUUACAAUUGAUAACUGCCAUAGAGAUUGGAAAUUACAUAGAAAUUUAAGGUGUUCUGGGUACUACAAGGCACAAUAUUUACAUCUACCUAGCUAUACCAGGUUUUAAUAUUUAAAAGUAUUUUUGAAUUAGCCAUAAUUUGCAUAGUGAUAGCCAUAUAUUUAAUAAUGGAAUGGUGGUUAAACAUUUGUUGAUUGCAUGAUUAAUUGUUCAUUAAUCAUGAUAGAAUGUGAGAAUUUUCCAGACAUUAUGACCUCUCUAAAUGUUUCCAAAACUGGCACACAGUGCCAGGGUUUAUGUACAUUUAUUGCAACUGUAUUCUCGUGCCUUGGUAUAACCGCCUCCGUGCACUGUACCCUAUAAAAUCUUUGCCGACAGGAGAAGGCAUAAUAAUCAUUCAGAAUUAUGAUGUCAAAAUGGGAUCCUAUGUAUUUUUUAAAUAUUCUAAAAAUGUUACCACUGUUAAGACAUGAACCGUUCAGUAUUAUUCAUGGAAUAGAAAUUCAUACUUUUGUAUGUACAAAGAAACAAAUUGCAUUUGUAAUACUGUCAAGACACUUUCAUCUUGUGCAACUUUGUAGAUGAUUUUCAGCCUCCAUGUUUGAUCAGCCAUUGACAGUGUGAUCCUGGGGUCUUUGGUCACCUGUGCAAACGGACAGUGAAACUCACCACUCCUGAUUGGGAGGGGGACCAGGGAAGGAGGACAAGUGGUUUUGUUGUUGUUGUUUGUUGUUGUUCCAUUUGCCAAGGACUCAGGACAAUAAAAGCAUUUUCUAUUUUUAGGAUAAGUCACAAGUGAAACAUCUAACUGGCUAUUACUGUUUACACCCAUAUAAAAUAUGCUGCUAGAGUACAUUAGUUCUCAAUGGCUUGACAAAAACAUUUUUUUAAAAAUUUGGACAUGAGAGGUUAUAUAAGAAAUAUGUCAUAUGUCAUUCAAAAUAUAUUUCCUGUUUUGGUCACACAUCUUUUCAUCUCUGUACAGUAAAUUUACACUUAAAGGGGAAAAAGAUUGAUGCUCUCUUACAGUCAGAAGGGGGUUUCUUUUUGCAACCGAGUUGCAUGUUGUCCAGGUUGGGCACAGAGGCAGGACUGAGUCAGCCCCAGGGUCUGGAAGGAGGAAGGGUGAGCGCAUCUGACACCUGGGAAGAGGGGCUGGGACAACAGCUGGACUCUGGCUAAGGAGGGGACGUGAGCAAGUAACGCUGGGCUGGGGCCGGUGUCUCCUGUGUUCUGAUGUCGCCAGCCCCGCGUGAGGAGUGGCCUCGCCUCUCCAGCCUGGGCUGCGUUGGGCUCACGUGGGGAGUUUAAGGAGCCACUGCGGCCCCGCUGCCCCCAGGGCGAUCUGGCCUGGGGAAGGUGGCAGGGGAGCAGUGCCGAUCACAGGCCCAGUGACACUUCUCACCAAAGGUUAAACAAGAAUCAGCUUCCGUGUUCUUUCCUUUACCAGAAAUUUGCAAUAAAAAGGAUAAAAUGUCAAAA
Molecule: messenger RNA, 3170 nt
Organism: Heterocephalus glaber (naked mole-rat)
Lineage: Eukaryota; Metazoa; Chordata; Mammalia; Rodentia; Bathyergidae
Gene: Fam81a
Product: family with sequence similarity 81 member A
Source: RefSeq, a predicted model, not a curated record